UCACUUCCCGUUGACAUACCUUUCCCUACGGCUUCGUUUUUACACACACAGACCUAUCUCGGUUCAAACCCUACGAAGACUAAGUGGAGACUUCCACUUUGAUCGCCUGAUAACACGUCAAAUUCCGUUAAUUCUGUAUCGAAGACGUCGAAUUCCCGCGAUAAUGCCGUCGAAAAGUUCGGAACGGCUGCCCGCCGGAUGGACCGUCCGGUUCAAAGCUCAGAAGAACGGGCGCAAAAUUAAGUGUUACAUGAAUCGGGGAACUGGUCAAACAUUCUUUUCCAAAGAGGAUUUGCUUCGAUAUGUUAAAGUGGAAAGAACUCUUCAUGAGCCUAAACCUUCUAUCAGCAGCAGCAGAAGGCCCUCAGAAAAUAGUGAUAGUAAAGUGAGAAUUCCUAAACCUAAUAGUGACUGCAGCCAAAGGCACUCAGAAAAUAGUGAUAUUAAAGUGAAAAUUCCUAAACCUAUUAGUGACUGUAGCAGAAGGCACUCAGAAAAUAGUAAUAUUAAACCUGUGGCAAAUGAAAAUGAACAUCCUGACUGGUUACCUGAUGGCUGGGUUGUGGACUUGAAAACCCGAAAGAGUGGUGUCCUUAUCGGAAGACCAUACAAGAUUUACACUGAUCCAUUGACAGGGUGUAAAUUCUUUUCAAAACCAGAGGUGCUCCGUUAUCUGGAAUCUGCAAAGCGCAAAAAUUGCUCAUCAAAGCAGAAGGAAACAUGCAAUCUUGAAUCUGCAAAGCGCAAAAGUUGCUCAUCAAAGCGGAAGGAAACAUGCAAUCUUGAAUCUGCAAAGCGCAAAAGUUGCUCAUCAAAGUGGAAGGAAACACGCAAUCUUGAAUCUGCAAAGCGCAGAAGUUGCUCAUCUAAGCGGAAGGAAACACGCAAAAAGAUGUGUUCUGCUAGCAAAGUUGUGGUUGAGAAAUCUACAGUGGAUGAUUUACCACCAGGGUGGAUUAAGGAAACAAAAAUUAGAAAGAAUGCAUUUGGAGUGAGAAGAGAUCCGUAUUACACAGAUCCAGUUAGUGGAUAUGUGUUCCGCUCCAAAAAGGAUGUAUUCCGCUAUCUAGAAACUGGAGAGAUUAGUAGACAUGCAUUUAAACCAGCAAAAAGGGAUGCUCAUGAUCUAGAAGCCUUGGUUGUGGUUGAGAAAUCUACAGUGGAUGAUUUACCACCAGGGUGGAUUAAGGAAACAAAAAUUAGAAAGAAUGCAUUUGGAGUGAGAAGAGAUCCGUAUUACACAGAUCCAGUUAGUGGAUAUGUGUUCCGCUCCAAAAAGGAUGUAUUCCGCUAUCUAGAAACUGGAGAGAUUAGUAGACAUGCAUUUAAACCAUCAAAAAGGGAUGCUCAUGAUCUAGAAGCCUUGCCAUCGCCUGCAGCCAAAAGGCAGAAAUUGGAGCAUCCUGCAACCAGGAGACGGCUUUUUUCAGAAAGAAUUGCUGCUGCAGUUAAGGAGAGUUCUGAAGCAUGCAGCUCUGCACUUCCAGAAGUUGAGGCCUUGAAGAAAAGGCAAGGGAAUAGGGUUUCUGCUGAAACUGGGCUUGCUGGAGCUGCCACAGCUGAGAUUUUCCCAGAGAAAAUGGUAACUGAAAAGGGUUCGGAAGCUAAGAAAACCUCUAGUUUUGGCUACUCAGUGCUUUCAAAACCUAAAGUUUCCAAGGGAAAUCAAGGCAACAUGACUUUUGCUGAUAAUGGGCCAGUUUCAACUCCUGCUACUGAUACUCUGCAAGGAAAGAACUCACUUGAGUGUGGGAUAGAAUGCGGCAGUGGAAUAUAUCUUAAGAAUUCCAACAAAUCUGAAGAUAAGAAAAAGCUUAACUUGCCUCGUAGGUCUUCAAAACGACUUGCUGGGCAUGAACCUGAGCUAGUGGUUGAUAAUGUCUCCAUUGAACGUGUUUGUAAAAAGAAAACUGCAGAAUCUUGCAAAAGUGAAGCCAUUUCAGCUGCAGAUUUGGCUUCCAAUGGGUUGGCUGCUGAAGUAUCCAAGAAGCUCAAUGCUGGCCCUGUAAUAGACAUGGCAGACUGUGUGUCUUCUGAAGUAGACAUUCCAUCAAAUGAAGAACAAUCGCACAAGAUCAAACCUUCCAGGAACAAACCUAUUCCAGGGCAACAAAUGCACAAGAUGAAGUCUGCUGAAAGUAAUGAUGACAAGUCAGAACCACAUUUAUCCUUCCCCUUUGGUCAUUCUUACCUAGAUCCAUGCUUAGAAUUUGCAUUUAAGACUCUGACUGGUGAAAUACCGGUUGAUGGUAUACCUGAUAACAUUCCUGUUUCAACUCCUGCUGCUGAUAUCCUGCAAGGGAAGAGCUUACAGCAGACUAACAUGGAAAAGUGCAGUGCCAGAAAAGUUGACAGUAACUCAAUCAAAUCCAACUUGCCACGUCGAUCUUCGAAAAGACUUGCUGGCUUUGAGCCUGAGUUGGUGCCCGAUUUAACAUUCAGUGAACGAGCUCUCUUUAAUGCAACCAGAAAGUUUAAAGAAAGUGAAGCCCUAAUGAAUGCAGGUUUGUGUCCAAAUGGUCUGGAAGAUGGUGCAUCUCAUUACCCUGAUGCUGGACACAUAACAACACAUGCACACCACAGUCCUGCUGACAUGAGCUCUCCAUUGCAUGAACAAUCAUCAAGCAAGAUCAAUAAGCCUCUUGAACUCCAAUCUGUUUCUGAAGGGCAACCCCAACAGGUGGAUGAUGAGAAGCCAGAGCGGCGGCCUCAGCAUUUGGAAAAUGAGAAGCCAGAGGGGCAGCCUCAGCAGAUGGAAAAUGAGAAGCCAGAGGGGCAGCCUCAACAGCUUGAAAAUAAAAAAAUGAAUAACGAAAAUUCAGAGUCACAGCCUGUGUUUCCAUUUGGGGAUUCUUGGUCGGAUCCCUGCCUGGAAUUUGCAUUUAAGACACUUACUGGUGCAAUCCCUGUAGAUGACAAUUUGGCAAUUCAGGAUUACUUCCAGCAUCAACUUCACACGUCUCAGACUUGGACAGUCAGUAAACCGGAGCUGCCUGAUUUCAGCAUAUGCAGCUCUUUUCAAGCUGAUGUUUCAUUCCAGCUUGAUGUAGCAGAAAAAAAAACUGCUUCCCAGCAGCAGUUGCCUGUAAAUCCUUCAUUGCCGCCCUCAGGAAAUGUAAGCUUACCAAGUUGCAGCAUUGCAUCUCAACAACCAUGCUUGGAAGGGAACAAGGAAAUGCAUGGGAAGGUGAAGUCCUAAUUUGAGGUGAUUAUCUUUUUCACUGGAUGCUUGCUAAUUAAAUUGGUAAUUAAUGUACCCUCUGAAACAAUUAUCUCUAUGGUUUAUUUGUUUUCUGUGUCUCUUGUAAUUUGGAACUAAACUAUAAAGGCCGAAACCAAAAGCAACUGUUCAAGCCUCGAUCUUUUGUACGUUUUGUUCAGUAAAUGUAGAGGCCAAAAGCUUUAGGAAUAUUACGAGUGUUAUUAUCGUUAUGUUUCACUCCUCUUCUUGUCAAAUGAUUGUAGCAGUACUGUGGUACAUUGGAGAUUACUAUCAUUUGGUAUUAAUUUACAAGACAGGGAACAUGUGAACCCCUUUUUAUGCACAUAUUAUUUCCUUUUUCAA
Molecule: messenger RNA, 3565 nt
Organism: Pistacia vera
Lineage: Eukaryota; Viridiplantae; Streptophyta; Magnoliopsida; Sapindales; Anacardiaceae
Exons: 10
Coding region: 164-3199 (1011 amino acids)
Molecular function (GO): DNA binding
Source: RefSeq, a predicted model, not a curated record